CUCUGUGAUGAGUUUUUCAAAGGUCAGAGCCGAUUGAACCUUUGUGGUUUCAUUUUCCCUGAUUUUGAUUUUUCUUAUGGGGAACCUGUGUAGCUGCAUUCAAGGUGACUCGAAGAAGCCUUCCAAAAAGCGUGUGAAAAGGGAGCCCUACUCUACUACCAAGGUGACUUCAGGGAGCACAUUCAAUGAGAAUACAAGAAGAUAUGCUGUGCACACCAACCAGUGUCGGAGACCUCAUGGCUCCCCGGUAAAGAAGAAGAGGUACCCACAAGAAGAUGACUUCCAUCAUACAGUCUUCAGCAACCUUGAAAGAUUGGACAAGCUUCAGCCCACUCUUGAAGCCUCUGAGGAGUCUCUAGUUCACAAGGACAGAGGAGAUGGAGAGAGGCCAGUCAACGCGAGGGUGGUGCAGGUGGCCCCUCUGAGGCGUGAAUCUACUCCCCAUGAGGACACCGUACACAACAUCACUAACGAGGACGCCUCACACGAUAUCACUAACGAGGACGCCAUACACGACGUCGCUAACGAGGACGCUGUCCACGGCAUCGCUAAUGAGGCCACCGACAAGGGCAUCGCCAACGAGGACACCGCCCAGGGCAUCGCCAACGUGGUCGCCGUCCACGGCAUCGCCAACGAGGAUGCCGCCCAGGGCAUCGCCAACGAGGAUGCCGUCCACGGCAUUGCUAACGAGGAUGCCGUGCACGGCAUCACUAAUGAGGACUCCGUAUACGACAUCGCUAAUGAUGCCAUAUAUGACAUCGCUAAUGACACCGUACAAGGCACGCUAACGAGGACGCUGUACACGACAUCGCUAAUGAGGACACCAUACAAGGCAUUGGUAAUGAGGACGCUGUAUAUGACAUCGCUAACAAGGACACCGUACAAGCCAUCGCUAACAAGGACACUGUACACAACAUCGCUAAUGAGGGCACUGUACAAGACAUCACCAAUGAGGGUGCUUUAUACGACAUGGCUAAUAAUACCGACAAGGCACGCUAACGCGGAUGCUGUACACGACAUCGCUAAUGAGGACUCCGUAUACGACAUCGCUAAUGAAGAUGCCGUAUAUGACAUCGCUAAUGACACCGUACAAGGCACGCUAACGAGGACGCUGUACACGACAUCGCUAAUGAGGACACCAUACAAGGCAUUGGUAAUGAGGACGCUGUAUAUGACAUCGCUAACAAGGACACCGUACAAGCCAUCGCUAACAAGGACACUGUACACAACAUCGCUAAUGAGGGCACUGUACAAGACAUCACCAAUGAGGGUGCUUUAUACGACAUGGCUAAUAAUACCGACAAGGCACGCUAACGCGGAUGCUGUACACGACAUCGCUAAUGAGGACUCCGUAUACGACAUCGCUAAUGAAGAUGCCGUAUAUGACAUCGCUAAUGACACCGUACAAGGCACGCUAACGAGGACGCUGUACACGACAUCGCUAAUGAGGACACCAUACAAGGCAUUGGUAAUGAGGACGCUGUAUAUGACAUCGCUAACAAGGACACCGUACAAGCCAUCGCUAACAAGGACACUGUACACAACAUCGCUAAUGAGGGCACUGUACAAGACAUCACCAAUGAGGGUGCUUUAUACGACAUGGCUAAUAAUACCGACAAGGCACGCUAACGCGGAUGCUGUACACGACAUCGCUAAUGAGGACUCCGUAUACGACAUCGCUAAUGAAGAUGCCGUAUAUGACAUCGCUAAUGACACCGUACAAGGCACGCUAACGAGGACGCUGUACACGACAUCGCUAAUGAGGACACCAUACAAGGCAUCGGUAAUGAGGACGCUGUAUACGACAUCGCUAACGAAGACAUCGUACAAGCCGUCGCUAACAAGGACACUGUACACAACAUUGCUAAUGAGGGCACUGUACAAGACAUCACCAAUGAGGGCGCUUUAUACGACAUUGCUAAUGACACCAACAAGGCACGCUAACUCGGACUCUGUACACGACAUCGCUAAUGAGGACACCAUAUAAGACAUCGCUAGUAACUAUCACAAGAACAAAAAACCAAACACCGCAUAUUCUCACUCAUAGGUGGGAAUUGAACAAUGAGAUCACAUGGACACAGGAAGGGGAAUAUCACACUCUGGGGACUGUUGUGGGGUGGGGGGAGGGGGGAGGGAUAGCAUCGGGAGAUAUACCUAAUGCUAGAUGACGAGUUAGUGGGUGCAGCGCACCAGCAUGGCACAUGUAUACAUAUGUAACUAACCUGCACAAUGUGCACAUGUACCCUAAAACUUAAAGUAUAAAAAAAAAAAAGAUCGCUAGUGAGCACGCUGUAUACGACAUCGCUAAUGAGGACGCUAUAUAUGACAUCGCUGAUGAGGACGUUGUAUACGACAUCACUAAUGAGGACACCAUACAAGGCAUCGCUAAAGAUGACGCUGUACACAACAUCGCUAAUGAGGACACCAUAUAAGACAUCGCUAAUUAUGACGCUGUAUACGACAUCGCUAAUGACACCGUACAAGGCACGCUAACGAGGAUGCUGUACACAACAUUGCUAAUGAGGACAGUGUACAAGCCAUCGCUAAUGAGGACACUGUAUAUGACAUCGCUAAUGAGGACACUGUACAAGGCAUUGCUAACGAGGACGCUGUACACAACAUCGCUAAUGAGGACACCAUAUAAGACAUCACCAAUGAGGAUGCUGUAUAUGACAUCGCUAAUGACACCGACAAGGCAUGCUAACGAGGACGCUGUAGAUGACAUUGCUUAUAAGGACACCGUACAAGACAUCGCUAACCAGGACACUGUAUACGACAUCGCUAAUGAGGACGUUGUAUAUGACAUCGCUAAUGAGGAUGCUUUACAAGACAUAGCUAAUGAGGUUGCUGUAUAUGACAUCGCUAAUGAGGACAUUGUAUAUGACAUCGCUAAUGAGGACGUUGUAUAUGACAUCGCUAAUGAGGAUGCUUUACAAGACAUAGCUAAUGAGGUUGCUGUAUAUGACAUCGCUAAUGAGGACAUUGUAUAUGACAUCGCUAAUGAGGACGCUCUAUACGACAUCACCAAUGAGGACGCUGUAUACAACCUCGCUAAUGAGGACGCUGUAUAUGGCAUCGCUAAUGAGGAUGCUGUAUACGAAUUCGCUAAUAAGGACGCUGUAUAUGACAUUGCUAAUGAGGACACUGUACAAGACAUCUGUAAAAAAGAAGAUGCUGCCAAUGUAAGACACUUUUCUUUGUCUUGAACAGAAAUGUUACUUUCCUGGCUUCUUUCCAAUCAGAUGUAGACAUGAACAUCUGCCAGUGUGCAUUAUCGAUGUCAUCUGCAGUUUAAUCAAAUGUAGACAUGAACGUCUGCCAAUGUGGACUAUUUAUGACAUCUGCAAUUCCCUUGGUGUGGUGCUAUUGAUUGGCAGCCUCUCACCAACCCAUGCCAGGCACACUGGGGUGUGGUAGAUGGCAGCAUCCACGAUCCACUGCAAUGCAGAGGUGUUUCCCUCCACAGCAGUUUUCCCCCAUGGAUUAAGAGUUGUGAAACUGCCAAUCUAGAUACACUUUAAAGAUAAAUUCUGUGGGAAAAGG
Messenger RNA from Pan troglodytes (chimpanzee), 3543 nucleotides. RefSeq lists its product as uncharacterized. The transcript is spliced from 9 exons. The record is from RefSeq and is a predicted model, not a curated record. NCBI's taxonomy places the organism in Eukaryota, Metazoa, Chordata, Mammalia, Primates, Hominidae. The coding region runs from base 77 to 1987 and encodes 636 amino acids.